Messenger RNA from Cygnus atratus (black swan), 2944 nucleotides. RefSeq names its product MLLT3 super elongation complex subunit (gene MLLT3). Gene Ontology annotation, cellular component: super elongation complex. The transcript has 13 exons. Bases 83 to 1867 code for a protein of 594 amino acids. Lineage: Eukaryota; Metazoa; Chordata; Aves; Anseriformes; Anatidae. The record is from RefSeq and is a predicted model, not a curated record. Gene Ontology annotation, biological process: regulation of DNA-templated transcription.
GCCGCUCCCCGUCCCCAUGAGCUGACGCCGCGGGGCGGCGGCGGGGGCAGGAGCGAGCGCCCGGCGGGGCCGGCGCCCCGGCAUGGCCGGCUCGUGCGCCGUCCAGGUGAAGCUGGAGCUGGGGCACCGAGCCCAGGUGAGGAAGAAGCCCACGGUGGAGGGCUUCACCCACGACUGGAUGGUGUUCGUCCGAGGGCCCGAGCACAGCAACAUCCAGCACUUCGUGGAGAAGGUCGUCUUCCACCUGCACGAGAGCUUCCCCCGCCCCAAGAGAGUGUGUAAGGAUCCUCCCUACAAAGUUGAAGAAUCUGGGUAUGCUGGUUUCAUUUUGCCAAUUGAGGUUUACUUCAAAAAUAAGGAAGAACCUAAGAAAGUUCGAUUUGACUAUGACUUAUUCCUGCACCUUGAAGGCCACCCACCUGUAAAUCACCUCCGCUGUGAAAAGCUCACAUUCAACAACCCGACAGAGGAAUUCAGAAGAAAGCUGCUAAAGGCAGGAGGGAUCAUGGUAAUGUCAGAUGGCACAUCAUUCUCUUCAGGGCAGAGCCUUCAUCUCCCCAACCUUCCCAGUAACUCCCUGUCUUUUUCUGAAGUGAAGAAGAAAUCAUCUCAUGGGCCAAAGGACCCAACUAAGCUUCUGAACACAAAUAGCAGUAGCAGCAGUAGUAACAGUUUUUCAAAGCCCCACAAGUUAACAAAGGAGCACAAGGAAAAAACUUCUAAAGACUCGAAAGAACAUAAAAGUGCCUUCAAAGAACCUUCCAGGGAACACAACAAAUCUUCCAAAGAAUCCUCUAAGAAACCCAAAGAAAACAAACCACUAAAAGAUGAAAAAAUAGUUCCUAAGAUGGCUUUCAAGGAACCCAAAUCUAUGUCCAAGGAGCCAAAAUCUGAAAACACCACCAUUCUUACCAUUACAGGUGGACAGCAGCAAGAAAAGAAGACCCCUACAAAAAGGCCCUCUGUUCUGGACUCUGAUGAAUCUUCUGCAAAAAAAAGAAAAAAAGGUGUGUCGGAGUCAUUAUUUAAAAGUUUUUCUAGUGCUCCACCACUAAUUUUUACUUGUUCAGCUGACAAAAAACAAACAAAGGAUAGAUCUCAACUCAAGAUGGGGAGAGUGAAAAUUGAAAGAGAUACACUGGAAAAGAAGACACCUACUUUACCACCAUUUGAUGAUAUUGUAGAUCCCAAUGAUUCUGACAUGGAAGAGAACUUGUCUUCUAAAUCUGAAUCUGAACAGCCCAGUCCUGCCAGUUCCAGCUCCAGUUCCAGCUCCAGUUUUACACCAUCUCAAAACAGCAGACAACAAGGGGGCCAAACCUGCAAACACUUGAACACAAGUCACUUCACUGUCAUGAGUCCAUUGAGGUCUAUAAUGAAAGAUCUGCAUUCAGAUGAUAAUGAAGAUGAGUCAGAUGAAGCAGAUGAGAAUGACAAUGAUUCUGAAUUGGAACGGCCUGUAAAUACACGAGGAGGGAGCAGGAGUCGCAGGGUUAGUCUGAGUGAUGGCAGUGACAGUGACAGCAGUUCAGCUUCCUCACCAUUACAUCAUGAAUCAGCGCCACCUUUAUUAAAAACCAACAACAACCAGAUUUUAGAAGUGAAAAGUCCAAUAAAGCAAAACAAAUCUGAGAAACAAAUUAAGAAUGGAGAUUGUGAUAAGGCAUAUCUCGAUGAACUAGUAGAACUCCACAGAAGAUUAAUGACACUGAGAGAGAGACAUGUACUGCAGCAGAUAGUAAAUCUUAUAGAAGAAACUGGACACUUUCAUAUCACAAAUACAACCUUUGACUUUGAUCUUUGCUCACUGGACAAAACCACAGUCCGUAAACUACAGAGUUAUCUAGAAACAUCUGGAACUUCAUGAGAAUUGAGCAUCUGCCUGUAUCAAAGACUGUUCUCUAAAUGAAACAUUCCGAAUGAUGCAACCGAAAUGGGGGAAAAACAAAGCAACCCUCUUCAGCUUUGUUUUUCCUUAAAGCCAGUCAUCAUCUCUUGAUGAAGGAGAGGAAAAGUGACAAGACUCAGAGGACUGCUCUUCUCAACGAGAAAAUGCUCCGGAAGAGUUUGCCUGGAUAGCCUUGAAAAACAAACACAAAAACAAACAAACAAAAAACCUUGGUCUUAAUGAAUGUGUAUGGUAUCAUGUAUCUCUCUGUGGUGUUCCAGUCCACAAGAUGAAUGCAUGUUCAACACACUGCCUUAUUACAUUACUGAUCUAUUUAUUAUUGCAUACAUGUAUUCCAGUCAUUGAGUCACUGAAUGACACUACCAGAUGUUGCGAGUAGUGGAAUCCCAUGUAUGCUCUUUUGAUUCAGUCCCAUCAAAAGCCUAGUAACCUUAUUCAUGUUCAAUUGUCACUUCUUGCUGACUUUCUGUAGUCACUGAAAACACUACAGUCUUGUUUUCCACUCCUUCACUUCCAAGAAUCAAGAUACAAAGUGGGGGACCAAACAGUGGUCCUAUAUUUUGUUUCCGCUGUCACAGUGGGCCAGACCACAGCAGGUUGGACUGCAGGUCCUAGGCUCUAUCCAUUUAUUGAUCUUGACCAUGGUAGAAAAUGCACCAAAUAGGAACAUGACUUGCUAUCUAGCCUUAGCGAAUAAACCAGUAGGACUUCUAACAAAAAGAUGUUAUGUAUACUGUCCUGAAUCCAGCAUCUUUUGCAGUCUGCAUUCUCGUGUCUGUUUUAAUGUUAUAAAGUUAAAUAUAUAUGAGUGAAGGUGUACUGCAGGAUCAUCAUAAAAGAAGAAAUACUGGUCCUGUCUUCUUAAGGAAAUGUUGUAGAAAAUUCUUAAUUUGGAGCUAUUUAUUACUAUGAGUUUCUGCACUCCUUUGCUGCCAGUGUGUGACUUAUACCAUAAAACUAUUGGCAUAACAUUUUUGUUUGUUCAUGUAGUAUAUGGUCUGUUUAGACUGUUUUGUUUUGUUCUUUGUUUUGUUG